Messenger RNA from Impatiens glandulifera, 1412 nucleotides. RefSeq names its product actin. The record is from RefSeq and is a predicted model, not a curated record. Gene Ontology annotation, cellular component: cytoplasm. Bases 19 to 1152 code for a protein of 377 amino acids. The transcript has 4 exons. NCBI's taxonomy places the organism in Eukaryota, Viridiplantae, Streptophyta, Magnoliopsida, Ericales, Balsaminaceae.
UCCUCCAGAUAGAACAAGAUGGCGGAUUCUGAAGACAUUCAGCCUCUCGUAUGUGACAAUGGAACAGGAAUGGUUAAGGCUGGUUUUGCCGGAGAUGAUGCUCCCAGGGCUGUGUUUCCAAGCAUAGUUGGUCGUCCACGUCACACCGGUGUCAUGGUAGGCAUGGGGCAGAAAGAUGCAUACGUUGGAGAUGAGGCUCAGUCUAAGCGUGGUAUUUUAACUCUCAAGUAUCCAAUUGAACAUGGUAUUGUGAAUAACUGGGAUGAUAUGGAGAAAAUUUGGCAUCAUACCUUCUAUAAUGAACUGCGAGUUGCUCCAGAAGAACAUCCUAUUCUCCUUACUGAAGCUCCUCUCAAUCCAAAGGCUAAUAGAGAGAAGAUGACUCAAAUUAUGUUUGAAACAUUCAAUGCACCCGCCAUGUAUGUGGCUAUUCAAGCUGUUCUUUCUCUUUAUGCUAGUGGAAGGACCACUGGUAUUGUUCUUGAUUCUGGUGAUGGUGUAAGCCAUACAGUCCCCAUAUAUGAAGGUUACGCACUUCCCCACGCCAUUCUCCGUCUUGAUCUUGCAGGUCGUGAUCUGACGGACGCCUUAAUGAAGAUUUUGACUGAACGUGGCUACUCAUUCACCACCAGUGCUGAGCGUGAAAUCGUAAGGGACAUGAAGGAGAAGUUAUCUUAUAUUGCACUUGAUUAUGAACAGGAACUUGAAACUAGCAAGACAAGCUCUAGUGUUGAGAAGAGUUACGAGUUACCUGAUGGACAAGUAAUCACAAUAGGGGCAGAGAGGUUUAGGUGUCCUGAAGUGCUUUUCCAGCCAUCUAUGAUAGGAAUGGAAGCUGCUGGCAUUCAUGAAACAACUUACAAUUCCAUAAUGAAGUGCGAUGUGGAUAUUAGGAAGGAUUUGUAUGGGAAUAUAGUGCUUAGUGGUGGAACCACCAUGUUCCCUGGAAUUGCUGAUAGAAUGAGUAAGGAAAUUACUGCUUUAGCUCCGAGUAGCAUGAAAAUCAAAGUUGUUGCCCCGCCUGAAAGAAAGUAUAGUGUUUGGAUUGGCGGUUCCAUCUUAGCAUCACUCAGCACAUUUCAGCAGAUGUGGAUCGCUAAGGCAGAGUAUGACGAGUCGGGUCCUUCAAUUGUGCACAGAAAAUGCUUCUAAUCCACAGAUUGAGAAUCAUCACUUUACUCAAUCUUUUAAGAAGAUUAAAAAGAAAAUCUUGCUAUCCUUUGUUCUUCUCUUUAUGUUGUUCUUUAUUGUUCCAAAAUUUAUUUUAUACACUAUAAUGCCUUUUUGACAGAUGUUUCAUUCAUUUGUAGAAUGGAAUGUUAGCUUCGCUAGUAUAUGGAUGAGAGUUAGACUAGGUAUUUUAUCAAACAAUGUGGAGUCCUUAUAAAAUUGACAAUCCCCCUUCAGCUGUU